Mobula hypostoma (lesser devil ray) is the source of this 3050-nucleotide messenger RNA. RefSeq names its product centrosome-associated protein 350-like. Gene Ontology annotation, cellular component: microtubule plus-end; nucleus; cell cortex. The record is from RefSeq and is a predicted model, not a curated record. Gene Ontology annotation, molecular function: microtubule plus-end binding. The transcript is spliced from 11 exons. Gene Ontology annotation, biological process: cytoplasmic microtubule organization. The coding region runs from base 291 to 1628 and encodes 445 amino acids. NCBI's taxonomy places the organism in Eukaryota, Metazoa, Chordata, Chondrichthyes, Myliobatiformes, Myliobatidae.
CCAGUUCUGAUGAAGGGCCUCGACCGUUUACUGAUUUCCAUAGAUGUUGCCUGACCUGCUGAGCAUUUUAUAUGCGUUAACAGAUGAACUGUAGCUCAGAUCAUGCGCCCUGCAGUGGCCCCCGACGAUGAAAUAGACGCUUGUUGCUAGACGAUAGUCUCACUGUUGCUGUGAAGAAGCUGCAUAGCAUUAAUAUUAAUAGAAAAUUAGCACAGCCCUGGAGCAGAACAGUGUGAGAAGAGGGAUAAUGUUACCUUCUCUCUGCUUCACUACACUUAAGGCGAAUUAACAUGAAGCCACAGGUGAGGCCCCCGGAGAACUGGCGAGUGGGUAAUGUUGUACCUCUACUUAAGAAGGGAACAAAGGAAAAUGCUGGGAACUAUAGACAGAACACUGGAGAGACCGGAGAUGUGUUUUACACUACAAUGGUGGCACCUGCGCUGAGGCAACAUAUAGAGCACCUUAAAUGUCAUCUCAAUGAUCUCCAAGAUGCCAAUGACAGCAUGAUCAAUGAACUCACCAAAGCUGAUGAGGAAAUCUCCCAACUCAGGCAUGAGAUAGCUGAACUAAAAGCAAAACGUGCAGAAGAGCUGCAGCUAGUCAAGCAAGAGGGCAACUAUUUCAAAAAUAAGUUUAACAAAUUGUGUUCUGCUGCAUCCCAGAACACUGUAAAGUACAAUACAGCUGACUUGCUGGAACAAAUCCAACAACUAAGGAACGAGUCUCGGAAACUCAGGGAAAUGAACCACACACUUGAUGAAGAAAACCAUCAACUUAAAGAAAUCCUGUGGGACCUUAAACAGCAAAACAAAUGGUUACCAAAAGAACAAUUCAAAGGAAAGAUGUUGAGCUCAGAAAUCACAAUAAAAGAGAACAGGACAAUUUCAGGCACAAAGGGACAAAUGUGUGCGAAAGAAAGUGAGACCAUAAUUCAGAAAAUGUCUUCCUUACCUUCCCGCUUGCAUUGCAUCUCCUCACCUUCACAAAUCAGCUUUGAAUAUUUCAAUAUUGAAGACAAAAUUAGUCCAAUCAAAUCAAAUGAGAAUAAAAUGAUUUCAGAUCAGCGGCUUAAAUCCUGUGAUGAUGGAUUCAGAGAGAGAUCCACCAGCAGUUGUUCUUUAGCUUCAAUCGACAGCAACAACACAGAAGCUCUGCUUGCAUCAUGCAACGACGUGACCAAUGGUCAGCUUAUUAAUUCAAACAUUCAUCAAAAUUCAGGUAGUAUGUUGGAUUUGGAUGGGUUGAGUGAAGAUGACACAUCACUUCCAAACCAAAAUAACCCUCACCAACAAUUCCAAAUCGCACACUGCUCCUGUUCGAAUCUCUGUCAACCAAUGAUUUCACCUUCUGAUUUUCGCAGCAGCUGCCUCGACAGAAAUAAAACAUCAAGGUCCUUGGUCGACAAAGCUGCAUUGCGACGACGUCCCUUUGCUCCCCGGAGCAUUGCAGAUCUGAGCAUCGGGCAUCUCGUUAAAUUCUCCCGGCCUGCAGGAAAGAUUGGUAAAGGUGUGAUCAAAUACUUGGGACACCUUCCUGGCAGGCAGGAAGCAUAUAUAGGUGUAGAACUGGAAGGCACCGAGAUUGGCCAACAUAAUGGCACCUUUGAAGGAGUUCGUUAUUUCAUGUGAGCAAUAUCUACCCAACAAAGAUUAUUUUACCAGAAACACAAGAGACUGCAAAUGCUGGGAUCUGGACCAACAAACAAAAUGUUACAGGAAUUUAGCAGAUCGGGCAGUAUCUAUGGAGGGAAAUAGACAGCUGCCUUUUGGAGUUGAGACCCUGCGUCUGGACUGAUUUACUAUCUAACGAUUAUUUGCUCGGAAACAAUUUGGCUGCUACUGUUGAACCUACUUUGACAUAUUCAAUUGUGAAUUUUAUAAUGCAUAACAAAAUGUACAUUAUAAGCAUGAAAGAGACUAGGUGCAAAUUUUGAAGACAUGAAUUGUUCGAAUAAAAGUUUUACGGUAAUCAUCUCAAUAGUUAAGCUUUAUUUUUUUUGUUUCCUUCACAGUAAAAAGAACAAAGGUGUAUUUGUUAACUUCAGUAAAGUUAUCAUGGCCUGGGAUUAGGAAAGUGGGACAAAUGAUUCUCGUGUAACACAAGAGAAAAGCUCAACACAAGAUGUCCUUCAAUCAAAAACUGCAUAUUCCCUUCCAAAGCAAGCAUCUGCAUCCUAUUUUAACUUCUGGAUACCAUAGAAAUGCCUGUACUCAGUGGUUAUAAUGAUAAACCAUUUGCAAGACUAUUAACUGAACAGGAUAGAGUUCUGUCUACUAAAUUUGCAUCACCUAAACUCAGUCGCCUUUCUUAGUCAAUUCCAAUUGAUACUUUUGCCAUCAUAUCGAUCCAUCCAGAUGUGAACUCCCUCGUUCAGCAUUCAAUUAUGCUCAAAUUACUUUCGUCUUCCUCCAUUCUCUAUUAUGAUUGCUACUUAGCUUUACAAUUUCUGAUUUGCAACUUGCAUGACAGCCUGUAAACUACAUUGGCCCUUCUCUCCUUCCCAAGGACAGAGGCACAACCCAGAAUGUACCUUCCCUCAAUAUCAUACAUUUUCCAUGAUGUGUCCUCCCUUUUUCCAGCAAAUGAUUCUUCCACACCAUUUCAUUUCACACCCUCUCUGCUUUUGAAUUUGGUUUUCCCUUUCCCCAUCUUUAGGUGCAGCUCUUUCGUUCCCUGCGUAUUCAGGAGUCAACAGUCAUCGAGUCUGUUGCCUCCAUCAUCAUGCUUGCAGACUAAAGUUAUAGUUCUGCAGUGUUAUGAGCUGUUAUUCACUAUUACUACAAAAGAACUAAAGUUACAUUAAUAUUUAAAAAUACCAAUGACAGUCCUUAUGAUGACAUUUCACUGACAGCAGAUUAUAAACAAGAGCCAUAGUUAAAACACUGUUGUAGUUAUCUGAGCCCCUUAUCUAAAAAAUGAUGUGCUGGCAUUGGAGAGGGCCCAUAUGAGCUUCAUGAUAAUGAUCCUGGGAAUUAAAGAGUUAAUGUAUGAAAAGAUUUGAUGGCUCUGGGUUUGUGUUUGGGUGGGGUGGGGGAGAAUCCUAUUGAAAG